AUGAUCGGCAACAUUCUAUUAUACGGCGUUCUCGCCCUCUCAAAUCUUCUGCCUGUGCAGGCCAUUCCGAGAGAGUACACACCAACAACUACCUUCUCCGCUGCUGAGACUGUGACUCCAACUGUGGUGCCUCAGAGAAAUGUGACUUCUCAUGGCCCUUAUACGGGACCUCCAGCAACAACCGCCGGGGCUCUCUCAACUUCGGUCAUAGCCUCUGUGAUACAGGCUCGGCCUCCUGUUCCAGGGUCAUUCAAUUAUACCGCUGAUGGCAAGCUUCAUGGCCCCCAGCCCGCGCCGUUUACUCCAAACGGCGGCAUUGGAACCAAUGGUUCUGCUCCCGUGUACCGAGUCCAGAGUGAUUUCGACUACCAGUCACUAGCUUUGGCUCUCUAUCAGGAAUGGAUAGAAUUGGACUUAUUUCACUGGGGUUUGAAGAAUUUCACUACCAAACAGUUUGAGGCCAACGGGAUCAACGCCAAAGACAGGUUCCUCAUUGAGUACAUGGCCGACCAAGAGAUUGGACAUGCCACCCUCCUCACCAACAUGCUUGGCCCUCAGGCGCCUAAGCAGUGUACUUAUAACUACCCGAUGUCAAAUGUCCGGGAAUUCAUCGACUUUAACCAAAAACUUACACGGUGGGGAGAGGCGGGCGUCUACGGCUUUCUGCCACACUUGAAUUCUGGGCCGGCUGCGCAGUUACUGCUCCAGAGCAUCACGAUAGAGGCUCGCCAGCAGCUCAUCUUCCGCCAGUUUGGCGGGCAGUUUCCCAUGCCGGAAUGGCAUACGGUGGGAAUACCCCAGAGUUGGGCAUGGACUCUACUGGCACCGUACAUCUCAAGCUGCCCGAUUAAUCAGACACGGCUGGUGUGGCAAAACUUUCCCGCGCUGUAUAUCCUCAAUCAGCCCAAUCCGGCUCGCAUUAAUGCCUCCGCCGCCUUCAACGAGACUACUGGCGGUUGGGCCAACACUCUGUCUACCAAGAAUAUCUCCAGCUCUCAGCUCUGCUUCAAUGCGACCAACAAGACGCUAGACUGCUCGCCAGCCAUCACUCAGAACCGAAGCAUUCCCCUUUCUUAUCCGGGUCGCCAGGUUUUCUUGCACUGGGAUAAUCCAGGGCGUCUAGUUGGACCAAACAACAGUUAUGUAACUUCUACCACGGUCAGACGGCCAAGGUUUGCGGCCUGGGUAUCGCAGCUGAACGUCACAUACUCGCCGCUGCUCAACGUGAGUCGGCGAGAUAAUACGGCGUUUACGUUCCAGCCCAAUGUGUCGACGUGGGAUCAUGAUCCGGCCAUCAAUGGGACAAUGUUCCUCGCUCUCACGGAUACAAACCUUCAUGUCACGCCAUAUAAUUUGAGUCUUAUCAACCCUCACGUCGCAGCUCUUGCGGUGUAUCAGGCCGGUUAA
Molecule: messenger RNA, 1407 nt
Organism: Trichoderma virens Gv29-8
Lineage: Eukaryota; Fungi; Ascomycota; Sordariomycetes; Hypocreales; Hypocreaceae
Exons: 1
Coding region: 1-1407 (468 amino acids)
Source: RefSeq, a predicted model, not a curated record